Molecule: messenger RNA, 8298 nt
Organism: Psammomys obesus (fat sand rat)
Lineage: Eukaryota; Metazoa; Chordata; Mammalia; Rodentia; Muridae
Gene: Dock4
Product: dedicator of cytokinesis 4
Exons: 53
Coding region: 217-6162 (1981 amino acids)
Biological process (GO): small GTPase-mediated signal transduction; cell chemotaxis
Cellular component (GO): plasma membrane; cytoplasm
Molecular function (GO): GTPase activator activity; small GTPase binding; guanyl-nucleotide exchange factor activity
Source: RefSeq, a predicted model, not a curated record
GCCGCGGCCGGCAGAGCGGCGGGCGGCGCAACCUCUGCCGAGCGGUGUCAGUGGCCGCUCGCGAGCCCCGGGCGCAGCCGCUGCCCAGCGCCGCAGCCCGCGCGAUCCGCCGCGCUCCGGCGCCGCAGCUGCUCUUCGGGAGCCGUGCAUUGUUGUGAGCCGCCGGAGGGGCGCGGGGGCUGCACAGCCCGGAGCCCCUCGGAGCCCGGGAGAGCCAUGUGGAUACCUACGGAGCAUGAGAAAUACGGCGUGGUAAUUGCCAGUUUUCGAGGCACCGUCCCAUAUGGCCUGUCGUUGGAAAUUGGAGACACUGUUCAGAUCCUGGAGAAGUGCGAUGGCUGGUACAGAGGAUUUGCCUUAAAAAACCCCAAUAUCAAGGGUAUAUUUCCUUCCAGCUAUGUUCACCUGAAAAAUGCCUGCGUGAAGAACAAAGGACAGUUUGAAAUGGUUAUUCCCACUGAAGACUCUGUCAUCACAGAGAUGACAUCAACAUUAAGAGACUGGGGAACCAUGUGGAAACAACUCUAUGUCAGAAAUGAAGGCGAUCUCUUCCACCGCCUGUGGCACAUCAUGAAUGAAAUCCUGGAUCUGCGGCGGCAGGUGUUAGUCGGCCAUCUUACCCACGACAGGAUGAAGGAUGUGAAGCGCCACAUUACUGCCCGCCUGGACUGGGGAAACGAACAGCUGGGCCUGGAUCUGGUACCUCGGAAGGAGUAUGCGAUGGUAGACCCGGAGGACAUCAGCAUCACGGAGCUGUACCGACUGAUGGAGCAUCGACACCGGAAGAAAGACACCCCAGUGCAGGCCAGCAGCCACCACCUGUUCGUCCAGAUGAAGAGUCUCAUGUGCUCCAACCUGGGGGAGGAGUUGGAGGUCAUCUUCUCUCUCUUCGACAGCAAGGAGAACCGUCCAAUCAGUGAGAGAUUUUUCUUGAGACUGAAUAGAAAUGGGCUUCCCAAAGCCCCGGAUAAGCCGGAAAGACACUGCUCUCUCUUUGUGGACUUGGGUAGCAGUGAACUCAGGAAGGACAUCUAUAUUACCGUGCACAUUAUCCGAAUUGGUCGGAUGGGAGCAGGGGAGAAGAAGAAUGCCUCCAGCGUUCAGUAUCGGCGACCUUUCGGCUGUGCCGUUCUUAGCAUCGCAGACCUUCUCACAGGAGAGACAAAGGAUGACCUUGUCCUGAAAGUAUACAUGUGUAAUACAGAGAGCGAGUGGUGCCAGAUCCAUGAGAACAUCAUCAAGAAGCUGAACGCGCGCUAUAACCUGACUGGCUCUAACGCAGGACUGGCAGUUUCCCUCCAGCUGUUCCAUGGUGACAUUGAACAAAUCAGGAGAGAGUACUCCUCGGUGUUUUCUCACGGAGUGUCCAUAACGCGGAAGCUGGGUUUUUCUAACAUCAUCAUGCCUGGUGAAAUGAGGAAUGACUUAUACGUCACCGUAGAGAGGGGAGAAUUUGAGAAAGGAGGGAAGAGUGUGGCCAGAAAUGUGGAAGUUACAAUGUUCGUUAUAGAUAGUAAUGGGCAGCCCUUAAAGGAUUUCAUCUCCUUUGGCUCUGGGGAGCCACUGGCUAGUGAGUACCGCUCCUUUGUGCUUUAUCACAACAACAGUCCCAGGUGGUCGGAGCUGCUGAAACUUCCCAUUCCCGUGGAUAAAUUCAGGGGCUCGCACAUCCGCUUUGAGUUCCGGCAUUGUUCCACAAAGGAGAAAGGAGAGAAGAAGCUGUUCGGGUUCUCUUUUGUACCCCUGAUGCAAGAAGACGGGAGGACCCUUCCGGACGGCACACACGAGCUCAUUGUGCAUAAGUGUGAAGAGAACACAAACCUUCAGGAUACUACCCGCUACCUCAAGCUUCCGUUUUCCAAGGUCAUAUUCCUUGGGAACAAUAAUCAAACAAUGAAGGCCACAAAGGAGUCCUUUUGGAUAACAUCGUUUCUCUGUUCCACAAAACUCACUCAGAAUGGUGACAUGCUUGAUCUCCUGAAAUGGAGAACCCACCCAGACAAGAUCACAGGCUGUCUCUCCAAGUUAAAAGAAAUUGACGGCUCAGAGAUAGUGAAGUUUCUACAAGACACACUGGAUACCUUGUUUGGAAUAUUGGAUGAAAAUUCCCAAAAAUAUGGGUCUAAAGUAUUUGAUUCCUUGGUCCACAUAAUAAAUUUGCUGCAAGAUAGCAAGUUCCAUCAUUUUAAGCCAGUCAUGGACACGUACAUUGAGAGCCACUUUGCUGGGGCCCUGGCGUACAGGGAUCUCAUCAAGGUGCUCAAGUGGUACGUGGACAGGAUAACGGAGGCCGAGCGCCAGGAGCACAUCCAAGAGGUGCUGAAGGCACAAGAAUACAUUUUUAAGUAUAUAGUUCAGUCGCGAAGGCUGUUUUCUCUUGCCACGGGUGGGCAAAAUGAAGAGGAAUUCCGCUGCUGCAUCCAGGAGCUCCUCAUGUCCGUCCGCUUCUUUCUUUCACAAGAGAGCAAAGGUGCCGGAGCUCUGUCCCAGUCACAGGCUGUGUUCCUGAGCUCCUUCCCUGCUGUGUACUCAGAGCUGCUGAAGCUCUUUGACGUCCGGGAAGUGGCCAACUUGGUCCAGGACACUCUGGGCAGCCUGCCGACCAUCACACAUGUGGAUGACCCCCUGCAGGCCAUCAAGCUCCAGUGCAUUGGCAAAACCGUGGAGAGCCAGCUCUACACCAACCCAGACUCGCGGUACAUUCUCCUGCCUGUCGUGCUGCAUCACCUCCACAUUCACUUGCAAGAACAGAAGGACCUGAUCAUGUGCGCACGUAUCCUUAGCAACGUCUUCUGCCUCAUCAAGAAAAACAGCUCGGAAAAGUCUGUGCUGGAGGAAAUAGACGUGAUCGUGGCCAGCUUGCUGGAUAUCCUGCUCAGGACCAUACUGGAGAUCACCAGUCGGCCUCAAGCAUCCAGCUCUGCCAUGCGGUUGCAGUUCCAGGAUGUCACCGGGGAAUUUGUUGCCUGUCUCCUUUCCCUAUUACGACAAAUGACAGAUAGACAUUAUCAGCAACUUCUGAAUAGUUUCAAUACAAAAGAAGAACUAAGGGAUUUCUUGCUGCAGAUUUUUACUGUGUUCCGAAUAUUGAUACGCCCAGAAAUGUUCCCCAAGGACUGGACUGUCAUGCGCCUGGUUGCUAACAAUGUUAUCAUUACAACGGUUCUGUACCUCUCUGAUGCGCUCCGCAAGAACUUCUUAAAUGAAAACUUUGACUAUAAGAUCUGGGAUUCCUACUUUUACCUUGCUGUCAUUUUUAUCAACCAGUUGUGUCUGCAGCUGGAGAUGUUCACACCUUCCAAAAAGAAGAAGGUGCUGGAAAAGUAUGGUGAUAUGCGGGUCACCAUGGGUUGUGAAAUAUUUAGCAUGUGGCAAAACCUAGGAGAACACAAACUUCAUUUUAUCCCCGCGCUGAUUGGGCCCUUUCUGGAGGUGACCUUGAUUCCCCAGCCAGACCUCCGGAACGUCAUGAUUCCUAUUUUCCACGACAUGAUGGACUGGGAGCAGAGGAGGAGUGGCAACUUCAAACAGGUGGAGGCCAAGCUAAUUGACAAAUUGGAUAGCCUGAUGUCAGAAGGCAAAGGUGAUGAAACAUACCGUGAGCUCUUCAACAGUAUAAUUCCACUGUUUGGUCCCUACCCUAGUCUACUAAAGAGAAUUGAGCGGGAAACAUGGAGGGAGAGUGGCGUUUCGUUAAUCGCCACUGUCACUCGGCUGAUGGAGAGAUUGUUAGACUACAGGGACUGCAUGAAAAUAGGAGAAGUUGACGGCAAGAAGAUCGGCUGCACAGUUAGCCUACUGAACUUCUAUAAGACCGAGCUGAACAAGGAGGAGAUGUACAUUCGCUACAUCCACAAGCUCUACGACCUGCACCUCAAGGCACAGAACUUCACAGAGGCUGCCUACACCCUCCUGUUAUAUGAUGAGUUGCUGGAAUGGUCCCAUCGGCCCCUCAGGGAGUUCCUGACCUACCCCAUGCAAACCGAAUGGCAGCGCAAGGAGCACCUGCACCUCACCAUCAUCCAGAACUUCGACAGAGGCAAAUGUUGGGAGAAUGGCAUCAUCUUGUGCCGGAAGAUUGCAGAGCAAUAUGAGAGCUACUAUGACUACAGGAGCCUGAGCAAGAUGAGGAUGAUGGAAGCCUCUUUGUAUGACAAAAUCAUGGACCAGCAGCGUCUGGAACCUGAAUUCUUCAGAGUUGGAUUUUAUGGGAAAAAAUUUCCAUUUUUCUUAAGAAAUAAGGAGUUUGUAUGUCGAGGGCACGACUACGAAAGACUGGAGGCCUUCCAACAGCGAAUGCUGAAUGAGUUCCCCCAUGCCAUCGCCAUGCAGCAUGCCAACCAGCCAGACGAGACCAUCUUCCAGGCCGAGGCUCAAUAUUUGCAGAUAUAUGCUGUGACCCCCAUCCCAGAGAGCCAGGAAGUCCUGCAGAGGGAGGGGGUUCCAGACAACAUCAAAAGCUUCUAUAAAGUGAAUCACAUCUGGAAGUUCCGCUAUGACAGACCAUUCCACAAAGGCACGAAAGACAAGGACAAUGAAUUUAAGAGCCUCUGGGUGGAAAGGACAUCGCUCUACUUGGUGCAGAGUUUACCUGGCAUCUCCCGCUGGUUCGAAGUGGAAAAACGUGAAGUGGUAGAAAUGAGCCCUCUGGAAAACGCCAUCGAGGUGUUGGAGAACAAGAAUCAGCAGCUAAAGACGCUGAUCAGCCAGUGUCAGACACGGCAGAUGCAGAACAUCAACCCCCUGACCAUGUGCCUCAAUGGGGUCAUCGAUGCCGCAGUGAAUGGGGGUGUCUCCAGGUACCAGGAGGCAUUCUUUGUCAAAGAUUAUAUUUUAAGUCAUCCUGAAGAUGGGGAGAAGAUCUCACGGUUAAGGGAGCUGAUGCUUGAGCAGGCACAGAUUCUGGAAUUCGGGCUGGCCGUGCAUGAGAAGUUUGUACCUCAAGACAUGAGACCCCUUCACAAAAAACUGGUGGACCAGUUCUUCGUGAUGAAAUCAAGCUUCGGGAUACAGGAGUUCCCGGCGUGUAUCCAGGCCAGUCCUGUCCAUUUUCCUAAUGGGAGCCCUCGUGUGUGUAGAAACUCAGCCCCGGCUUCCAUGAGUCCAGAUGGCACCAGGGUAAUUCCGAGACGCAGCCCGUUGAGUUACCCAGCUGUCAACCGGUACUCCUCGUCCUCGCUGUCCUCACAGGCCUCUGCUGAAGUAAGCAACAUCACAGGCCAGUCAGAGAGCUCCGACGAAGUCUUCAACAUGCAGAAGCUCCCGGCCGUGUGUGACAGUAGCCCCCUGUCUUUCCAGCCCAGCCCAUCUACCUCAAGCCUCAGUUCCACUCACUCUGCUUCACCUAAUGUGACGAGUUCUGCUCCGUCCAGUGCCAGAGCUUCUCCUUUGUUGUCUGACAAACACAAACAUUCCAGAGAAAACUCUUGCCUGUCCCCAAGAGAUAGACCAUGCAGUGCCAUUUAUCCAACACCCGUGGAGCCUUCCCAGAGGGUGCUGUUUAAUCACAUUGGAGAUGGGGCCUUGCCUCGCAGCGAUCCCAACCUCUCUGCACCUGAGAAAGCUGUGAAUCCCACCCCUAGCAGCUGGAGCCUGGACAGUGGGAAGGAAGCCAAGAACAUGUCGGACAGUGGGAAACUUAUCUCUCCCCCUGUCCCUCCAAGGCCCACACAGACUGCUUCUCCAGCCAGACACACGACAUCAGUAUCCCCGUCACCUGCUGGGCGCUCUCCAUUGAAGGGCUCAGCGCAGUCCUUCACCCCGUCUCCGGUGGAGUACAGCUCCCCAGGACUGAGCUCCAACUCGCCGGUCCUGUCGGGCAGCUACAGCAGCGGGAUCUCCUCGCUGAGCCGCUGCAGCACGUCGGAAACCUCGGGCUUCGAGGCCCAGGCCGGAGAGCUGCCCGCGCCCGCGGCCAGCCUGGGCGGGGAGGAGCCGGCGCGCAGGGAGAGCAAGACGCCGCCGCCCUACAGCGUGUACGAGCGGACUCUGCGGCGCCCGGUCCCGCUACCUCACAGCCUCUCCAUCCCCGCGGCCGCCGAGCCGCCCGCCCUGCCGCCCAAGCCCGCCGCCCCGCGGCCCAGCCUCCUGGAGAACGGGGCCCGGAGGACCGAGCCCAGCCCCAGGCCCAGGCCGCUGCCCCGCAAGGUGUCGCAGCUCUGAGCCGCGCUUCCACGGUCCCGCGGUGGGCUCUGCCGUUUACAAGCGGAGUCUGGCGAGAAGACGUUAGUGUAGGCACUUUAAUAUCUUACUCAGACCUUUCCUUAAAUGAAUGGAAUUAAAGUUGCUUAUUAAUACAAUGUUGCACAAUGUUGAAAGUUACUGAUCUAGGACGCCAGGUGUCACAUGAAGUAUGGCUGAGUCUCAUUAAAACGUUUUUCAUUUGAAAGUGGUAAAUUGUGGAAGAGACUCCUUUUGUACCUGUUCAUGUUCACUUUUUUUUUUUAAUGUAGUUUAGUCUUAAAAACCAGUACAAUAUUGUCAGGCAAUAGAAUGCGUGGUAAUGUUGUAUACCUUUUUUCUGAAUACUUGAUACUCUGAGGAAGCUGAUCACAGUGGCCCUUUCUUAAGACUUAAGGAAGAUGAAGGCUUUGGCUCUCCCCUUGGAGCAGAAUGUUGAGCGCACACCCUCAGAAUUAAAGGUUAAAGCAGCCGGUUGGAUGAGGUACUUAAGGGUUGCAAGGAUUAAGACAGGAAGUUGUUUCGUUCUUUAAAAGAAACCCUUCCUUGAGGUCUGACAGCUGUCUACUCUUAACUCUGCUUUGUGCCUCGGUUGCUAAUUCUUUAAGUGCCCGACAUGCUAUCUACUGUAUUACUUUUCAAGGUGCAAUUUGCUUUCGGAGUCCCAAUUAGCUAGAUUAAACAAAAGACCCCAGGAGAAGUGUUUACUUGAAUUUUGUGCUUCCUUACUUGAUGAUCUCCUAUAUAAAACGUGUCGUUGAUGAAGAGCAGAUGUCCAAGGAUUAAACAGGCACAAAUUACUGGGUCCCAUUAACAAGGAUUCGGGAAUCAAUGCAGGGCAGUAUUAAAUCAAUAAGUGUGAAGGAAGACAAAAACCUUAGUGAAAAUAUGUUAACAUGAUUGAAUGGUAAAAGGAUUUUGAAAAGUUGAGGGCAUUAAAAGCCUGCGUGUGUAAAAUAAAGAAUUCCUCCAACUCUCCCUUCUUAUGAGGAGAGCUGAGCUUCUCUGUCUGUGGUCCUUUUGCUGGGGGAGGAGGCUUGUGGACCAUUCUAGCAUGGAUACAGCAGUGUAGCAUCUUAGAUGGAAAUAGAAUAGACACGCUGGUGUGGCAGUUCUAGGAGGGUGAAAAGCACCUUGUAGGUAGUAAUGUAUCUUUUACCUUUUUUUUUUUCUUUUACUGACUGUUUAUAACACUCAAUUGACAAUAGGUAGAGACUGUGUUUUAAACCACGCUGUUAAAUAUUUUCCCUCUUUUGUUGGGAAGCUCAUAUUAGUUUAGUUGUAUUUGUUUUUGUUGCUAGCUUACCUGGAAGGCAGUGACCACUUUUUUAUAUUCUCUUAAUGAAACCAUUCAGCAGGUAUAUGCUGUUGAGGCUGGUUAUAGAGGUUUUCUAUAAUAAAUGUUCAAGUAUUUUUGUACAUAACUGGUUAAUUUUAAUAAGAGAUACCCAUUAUGUGUAAAAAAAAAAAAAAAAGUAAAAAUAAAAGCAGACAGCUGUGGAUGCAGUAUGAUUGUUAUAAUUAUGCCAAAUACUUUAUGUAUGGAAAAUAUUUGUACAUAUGUGCUUUUAACAAUAAUUCUGCCAUAUUGACUUUACAAUUUUGAAUGUCAGAAAAUUAAUAUAUGUAAAAAUAUUUAUGUUUAGUGAAAGUAUUCAUAAUUGAGGAAAGGAACAUAUGAAUUUUAGCUUUGUACCUUGCAGGUUUUGCAGUUAGAAAUUUCUUGAACUAGCAUUUGCAUUUGAUAAUAACACUUUGUGUUUGUAAUCACAUCCUAAAAUAUAUAUAUACAGACCCACACACAUGUAUGUAGGAAGCUUUAUGUUUCUGUUGCUUUAAAGAAGUAAAAUCUUUAAGUAAGAUGACAUACAUAAGAUAACAAAGCCUCUUUGAUUUCCUUUUUCUGUGUAAUUUAGUAGAUUUCUUGACUAGUGCUUGGGCACAGAAUAAACAGUGUUAUUUGCUCUUGAAGCCUUUUUUUGGCAGUGAGUAGUUGACUUCGUGUGAGUGUAUUCCGAAGCAGCUUUAUAGCAGAGCAUUUCAAGAGAUUCUGUUAGUUCAGGUGUUCACGUUGAUUGCUGCUGAAUGGUAAAUAUUAAAUAAAGUUACCAGAUUAAU